AUGAGGCGCAGACGAUGUACAAGUUACACUGCAACCGUAAAAGAUAAAAGUGUGUCAUUUCAUGCAUUACCUAAGGAUGGAAUUAUGAAAGAAAAGUGGCUUCGCGUUAUAAGGGCUCAAAGGCGUGAAAACGAUUGGCUAGCAACGCCUUAUUGUAAAGUUUGCUCUAAACAUUUUCUAGCCAGUGAUAUAUAUGUAACGGAAAAAAAUUAUCGAAGAUUAAAAAAGACAGCAGUUCCUGUUAUUACGCAAGAAGCACAAAACAUUAAUGCAUCUCCAACAAGCUUGCAACAUGUCCACUUAUCUGAAGAAGAUUCAAUUUUCGAAACACCUAGAAAAGCAUUUUUAAAGAAAAAAAAUUGA
This is a messenger RNA of Arctia plantaginis, 363 nucleotides long. The record is from the annotation of a GenBank genome assembly. NCBI's taxonomy places the organism in Eukaryota, Metazoa, Arthropoda, Insecta, Lepidoptera, Erebidae.